AUGCCAGGCCUUUCUACACCACUACCACUGCAGCCACAGCACGCCAAGGCAACUGGCUGGCUGCUCUACCGCGAUGUGCUCAGGAGUCCAAAGUACGUCGUCGCGCCCAUGGUCGAUCAGAGUGAGCUGGCAUGGAGAGUGCUUUCGAGAAGAUAUGGAGCCCAGCUCAUAUAUACGCCCAUGAUCAACGCUAAGAUCUUCAUGGCACCAUCAAAAGCCUCCCACCGCGACGCCUUCUUUGACAUACCCUCCGGAGAAGAAGGCUCACCAUCUCUUGACCGCCCCCUUGUCGUCCAGUUCUGUGGAAAUGACCCGGAAACGCUGCUUCAAGCUGCGAAAGUGGUCGAGGACCACUGCGACGCUAUCGAUAUCAACUUAGGGUGUCCUCAGGACAUCGCGAAACGCGGAAAGUACGGGUCGUUCUUGAUGGAGGACUGGGACUUGAUAUACAAACUUGUCAAUAUUCUUCAUGUCAACCUGAAGAUUCCCGUUACCGCCAAAUUCCGUGUUUUUCCUACAGUGGAGAAGACCGUCGCGUACGCGAAGAUGCUCGAGAGUGCGGGCGCUCAGAUCUUGACGUGCCACAGUCGGCUUCGCGAGCAGCGAGGCCAGAGAACCGGCCUUGCAGACUGGGAGAAGAUCCGCGCGGUUAAAGAAGCCGUCUCCGUGCCUGUGUUCGCAAACGGCAACAUCCUCUUCCACUCUGACAUCGAACGCUGCCUCGUGCAGACCGGCGCAGAUGCGCUCAUGAGCGCCGAAGGCCAGCUAUACAACCCCGCGCUCUUCGUCCCCUCCGCCUCCUCUUCCGCCUCCACCUCGUCGCCUUCAGCAGCAGCAGCAGCAUCGCCACCACUAUCCUACAUCCCAUCACACGACAUCACCUCGUCCUCCCAGCAGACAGACGUUCACGCCAUAGCUCUCUCGGGUUCAUACCCGCCACACGCAGAUCUCGCGCUCGAGUACCUCGCCAUUGCACGCUCGCUCAAGACCACAACAGCACUCAGCGCUGUCAAGGGGCACCUGUUCAAGCUCAUGCGGCCCGCCCUGACGCGCGAGACGGACCUACGUGACCGGUUGGGGAGGGUGCGCUCGGAAUCGCGGAAUACCAGAGAGGGGUGGGAGGAGGUGAUCGGGAAGUACGAGGAGAUAUGUGCGGAGAUGAAGACGAGGAUGGAGGUGCCAGCUUCAGAAGCGCCCUCGACGCUCACAGAGCAGAUCACCAUCGAGCCCGUUACGGGUCUGCCGCUCAUCCCGCACUGGCUCGCGCAGCCAUACUUCCGACCGCUCCCGAUUGACGAUAAGUAUAAGGGGAAGGUGUCCAAGAUCGCGGUCAAGGAAUCGUUAGAGGUCGACGUAUUUGUUGGGAAGGCGGAGGUGGUGACUCCACCAGUCCAAGGGGAGGCGGCGUUAGGUGAGCUCACACAACGUGCUGAGUUGAAGUGA
Molecule: messenger RNA, 1443 nt
Organism: Coniophora puteana RWD-64-598 SS2
Lineage: Eukaryota; Fungi; Basidiomycota; Agaricomycetes; Boletales; Coniophoraceae
Product: Dus-domain-containing protein
Exons: 7
Coding region: 1-1443 (480 amino acids)
Biological process (GO): tRNA processing
Molecular function (GO): flavin adenine dinucleotide binding; tRNA dihydrouridine synthase activity
Source: RefSeq, a predicted model, not a curated record